AUGGCAUCCUCAUCGUCUUCCGCGAUUUCCCACUUUCCAUCCGUACUAUACAAACCCAAAUACGACACAUGGCCCUACUCAGCCCAGGAUUUCGAGCGCUCUGACGAGACCCCCGACGCGCAAUUCUACAGCGAAGCACGCUUGUUCACGCACAUUGACGACGCGGCGAUUGCGCGGCUGAAGCAGUACUACGAGACGGUGUUGCCGCGGACAGGCAAGAUCCUCGAUCUGUGCACGAGCUGGAAUUCGUACUACCCCACGGCUGUCAAGAAGGCGAUCUACGGCGUGGGCCUCAACAGAGAGGAAAUGGCGCUCAAUGGCGUGUUUUUGAGCAAGCACGAGAGAUGGCGCGUCUUGGAUUUGAAUGAGCCACCGUACGAUAUCCGCGCUGCGUGGAGGGGCGAGAACCUGCUGUUCGAUGCCACGACGUGUGUGGUUAGUGUCGAGUAUCUGAAAGAACCGCUCACGGUGUUGGGAAAGUUGCGGGAGGCGACAAAGGAAGGCGGAACGGUGCAUUUGGUUAUUAGUAAUCGGUGUUUUCCGAAUAAAGUGGUUAGUAGGUGGUCGAUACUGAAUGAGCUGAUGAGAUUGGAGUUUGUCGGUGAUUAUCUUUGUUUUUCUGGGUGGAAGAAUGUCGAGGCGGUGGAUCUUUGCGCCAAAGACGAGAGGGGUUUUCGCGUCACGGAUGAUAGAGGCACGGUUCUGAGAGGCUCGCCACAUCUUCCUGACCAUCUGGAUCCGCUGUGGGUUAUUCGGGGUACAAAGAGUGCGUAG
Molecule: messenger RNA, 774 nt
Organism: Exserohilum turcica Et28A
Lineage: Eukaryota; Fungi; Ascomycota; Dothideomycetes; Pleosporales; Pleosporaceae
Exons: 3
Coding region: 1-774 (257 amino acids)
Source: RefSeq, a predicted model, not a curated record